CAAACCCUCUUGACCAAGUGAAAGAAACAAAACUCUCGCCUUAAAGUCAUGGCCAUCCCUAAGACUCUCUUUGCUUCAAUCCUCAUUUCCCUGCUCAUCUUGCACCUAGUGGAAUCAGAUACAAAGAUAAUAAGCACCAUGGUGGAGAGCGAAAGUCCCAGCCCUCUUCCACCAAAGAUAGAUUGUGAUGGAGCUUGCAAUCGAAGGUGCGAGUUAUCUUCAAGGCCAAAUCUAUGUAAUAGAGCGUGUGGAACAUGUUGUGAGCGAUGCAAUUGUGUACCUUCAGGUACCUCCGGUAACUACGAAGAGUGUCCAUGCUAUGCCAACAUGACCACCCACGGCGGAAGACACAAAUGCCCUUAGUUACUUACAGCUUUUGACUUUUGUCUUAUCUCUGAUGUCAAACAUGAAAUG
Abrus precatorius (Indian licorice) is the source of this 414-nucleotide messenger RNA. RefSeq names its product gibberellin-regulated protein 11-like. Bases 49 to 363 code for a protein of 104 amino acids. The record is from RefSeq and is a predicted model, not a curated record. The transcript has 3 exons. Lineage: Eukaryota; Viridiplantae; Streptophyta; Magnoliopsida; Fabales; Fabaceae.